CUCUCUCUCUGCUCAAGCGGCUCCACCCACCUGCAGAUAAAAGCCAAGCCCGGGCAGAGCUGCCGUUCAGCGUCCGUCUGUCCCAAACUCCUCAGAGCUCUGUGAUACUUCCACCCUGCAGCAGUACCGCACGCACAAAGGGAACAGCGGGAUCGCAGCCAACACCUGGCCGGAAUCCCGUGCACGGCCACCGUCCCACUUAUGCCGCGGACAAGACCCAGAGAAGCGACGUAAAGUUGGGGGGAACCAGGGGGGAGAGACGACCUUCACGUUUGAGACGAGGCGAACGCUGAAAAAAAAAUGGUGUCCGCAGCCGUCCACUUCCUCUCUCUACUUGUCCCAGUGUUCCAGCUGUGUUUGUUACGCCCGGCCCACGGGGCGGUGUAUUACGGACACAACCAGCCACCUCACCAACCUCUGCCGCAGCACAACGACGGGUACCCUCAGCAACAGUUUUUGGGGAACGAGAUGCCACUAAUGCCGUCAGUGCCUCAGUAUGGAAAAGAGAUGCCUCAGCUGCCUUUGCAAAAGGGAAAAGUGAGACCAUUGUUUGAAGGCAAAGGUCAGACAUUCCCCAGAGGGGCUAAAGGGCCACCUCCCCCUGGCCCAGGCGUAGAAGGUCUCCAAGAGGGACCGCAAGGAAUUGAAGGCCCCCCUGGACCGACGGGACCACCGGGACCACAGGGCCCUGCCGGACAACCAGGCCAGGGAUUGCCCGGGUUACCGGGAAAGCCGGGGCCUCCCGGUCCUCCCGGUUACCCCGGAAUAGGAAAGCCCGGUAUGCCGGGAUUGCCAGGAAAACCCGGAGUACCGGGGUUGGCGGGACCAAAAGGCGAUCUCGGUCCAAGCGGUAGCGAGGGACCAACCGGACUUCCCGGUCCUGCCGGGCUUCCGGGUCCCCCCGGACUCCCUGGGAUUUCGAAAACAGGAGGCCAGGGGCUUCCGGGCCAGCCGGGACCUCUGGGGGAACCGGGUCAAAAGGGUCCACCUGGGGUACACGGUCCCCCGGGCCCCAAAGGAGACAAAGGAAUCGGUCUACCCGGUUUGCCAGGUCUGAAAGGACCUGGAGGAUCACCCGGUCCACGCGGGAACGUGGGCCUCCCCGGUAUCGGUAAAGCUGGCCUCAAUGGAGUACCCGGACAACCAGGAAUACCAGGAAAACCAGGUCCACCUGGAGAACAAGGCCAGGCGGGACCAUUUGGGGAAACGGGUCCACCGGGACAGCCAGGUUUGCCAGGAAUUGGCAAACCAGGACAAGAUGGAUUUAGAGGUCAACCAGGGCUCUCGGGAGGUAAAGGGGAAGCGGGCCCGCAAGGCUUACCGGGGGGUCCGGGACUACCGGGUUACGGUAAACCGGGGUUCCCGGGACCCAAGGGUCACAAGGGACACGGAGGUGUGCCUGGACCUCCGGGCCUUAAAGGCGAUAAAGGUCACGGAGGUGUUCAAGGGGUCAUCGGUCCCACCGGUCUCAGCGGUACACCCGGUCCACCGGGUCCAAUCGGCCCUCCCGGUAGUCUGGGCUUCCCGGGACAAAAGGGAGAGUACGGUGCCGGAGGAACAAAGGGAUAUCCCGGAACAAAGGGCGAAUUAGGGCUUCCGGGUCUUCCGGGACAGACGGGCAGAUCGGGAGAGGGCGGACAACCGGGACAAAGAGGUUUUCAAGGGCCUAUCGGCCCUAAAGGAGAAGCAGGUACAAGAGGUUUACCGGGCGUCCCCGGUGCUGCCGGAUUACCGGGAUCGAGAGGAGAUGGGGGAAAUUCAGGAGAAACGGGCCACCAGGGACCUCAUGGAAUUCCAGGGAUCACGGGACCAGGGGGACCGAUCGGACCUCCCGGCCCGCUGGGUCCAAAAGGUGAAACUGGGGUGCCGGGUAAACCCGGCUAUCCCGGAGACGGUAAACCGGGAUCGCCCGGUGUCAUCGGUCCUCAAGGUAAUCCCGGUCCCAGCGGCCAACCUGGAUAUCCAGGGCAACGGGGACAACCCGGACCCCCCGGUCCUCCUGGACUGCCCUCUGUAUCUCCCGAUCUGGGACAGGUCCUCCCUGCGAGCGGCCCCUACAGCGGUCAAAGACAAGGUUACAAGAAACAGAAAAACGGAGGCGAGAGCGGCGUAAACGGCGCGGAGUUGCCGUCGUUUACGGCCACGCUCACAAAUCCGUUUCCUCUCGUGGGCUCUCCGGUAAUCUUUGAUAAACUCCUGCACAACGGCAAUCAGGACUACAAUCCCCAAACUGGUACUUUUACCUGUACCAUACCGGGGAUCUACUACUUUGCUUACCACGUCCACUGCAAGGGAAGCAACGUGUGGGUGGCGCUGAUGAAGAACAACGAACCGGUCAUGUACACUUACGACGAGUACAAAAAGGGCUUGUUGGAUCAGGCGUCCGGAAGCGCCGUGCUCCCGUUGCGACAAGGCGACGCCGUGCACUUGCAGCUGCCGUCGGACCAGGCCGCGGGACUUUACGCAGGUCAAUACGUCCACUCGACAUUUUCCGGAUACUUGUUGUACCCGAUGUAAGCGCCCCGAUUCAAAGAAGGUACUCGAGGCCGAAGUGAAAUAGUUUACGAGGAGCGGCGGCAGAGUGAUGGUUACUACAUGGAAUUAUUCUUUGCAUUAUACAACCGGGAUCCACAUGAUGAGACGUAGGAAGCCGCGAGGUGUAAAGUCAGUCAGAAAUAUCUUGCAUAUAUUCAUAUAUCCAUCUUCACACCAUUUAUCCAUGACUCUGCGGGAAUAAUUUCUCGAACAAAGCGUCUUUAUGCCGAAGAAUUGUUUUUCACCGGGCACAUAGAAUCAUAUGGGUUUUAUCGUACAAUGCAUUUAAUCUGUUAUCGUAACAUACAGCGUGUUGUUAAGUUAUUGUUGUUUUUGUAUGUCAUUUGGGAAAUGCAGCUUUUGAACGUGACUAAAUCUUUUGUCUCGAGUCUGGCACCACUUAUUUGUCUCCAUCUUCACGCCACACCUCAGUUUGGAAGUAAAUAAAACUAUGCCUGCAAUUUGGCAGAUUGUUGUCUAGUGACCAUUUGACAAAUUUGUUUUGUUUUGAGUAGAUGUUGAUUUUUGGUCAGUUAGUCGGAAUGAUCUGUAAUUUAUUUGUUUGACUACUGAUUAGUAAGCAUAACUUUUGUUUCUGCGGUAAACAGAAAUGUUUGGAAUUUAACGACAGCCAACCUGUUUUGUCCAAAAACACCUACCCACUAAUAUAUUUGAGCAUUUGCGUUUAAUGUUUUUGAUUUGUAGUACAGCAGUUGAAACGGUGGUUUCCAACUGUUGUUUGAAACUGUUGUUCCUUUUGUUUGUUUGGACAAUGGUGCAAUGCAUAAGCAAAGAAGAGACUGUGGACAAAUGUGUGAAUGUUGGGUUUCUAAAUAAAAAGAACCUGUUGUCUAAA
Messenger RNA from Pleuronectes platessa (European plaice), 3391 nucleotides. RefSeq names its product collagen alpha-1(VIII) chain. Bases 301 to 2517 code for a protein of 738 amino acids. The transcript has 4 exons. Lineage: Eukaryota; Metazoa; Chordata; Actinopteri; Pleuronectiformes; Pleuronectidae. The record is from RefSeq and is a predicted model, not a curated record. Gene Ontology annotation, molecular function: protein binding.